This is a messenger RNA of Vitis riparia (riverbank grape), 876 nucleotides long. RefSeq names its product E3 ubiquitin-protein ligase ATL23. NCBI's taxonomy places the organism in Eukaryota, Viridiplantae, Streptophyta, Magnoliopsida, Vitales, Vitaceae. The coding region runs from base 329 to 718 and encodes 129 amino acids. The record is from RefSeq and is a predicted model, not a curated record. The transcript has a single exon.
CUGACCCACGAAACACGCCAUCUUCCAAAAUCAGUGAUAUUUUCUCUUUCUUCCAGAAAUGGUCGUUACUACUCUCGAAACAGACCCACGUCACCUUUCACCCCUCCCUUGAAAGUUGAAACCACCAUCUCACCAAACUGUAAUCCUACCACCUCAGAAUCCACUUUCUGUCCACCCGAAGACCAUCCCCAUGGCGUUUGUCAGCUCCCAGCUUUAACCCUUUUUAUUCUCUUUCCCUGAAGCUUCAUUCUGCCGCUACCCCUCUGCUUUAUGGAAACUCCUUUGGUUUUUCUUCUCUCUGCUUCUCUGCUAGCGUGAAAACAAAACAAUGCUGCUUUCGAUAUUUUUGGCUCUGUUUUUACCCUGUGCUGGCAUGAGCGUCGUCUUCGUGGUCUACAUCUGCCUCUUGUGGUACUCCGCCCUGGGCCAGCAGCCGGAGUUGCCAGCGCCGGUCAAGCCGGAGUCUGAGAAGGGACUCUCGGCGUCGGACCUCGACAAACUGCCCAAACUCGCUGGAAAGGAUCUCGUCGUGGGAGCGGAGUGCGCGGUAUGCUUGGACGAAAUAGAGAGUGACGCACCGGCCAGAUUAAUUCCCGGUUGCAAUCAUGGCUUCCAUCUCCAGUGCGCCGAUACUUGGCUCUCCAAGCACUCGGUUUGCCCUCUUUGUAGAGCCAUUCUCGGGCCUGAGUUUUUCAACACCUCUGAAAAUCCCUGCUAAAAUAGAAAACCGAAGAAUGAUCGCCUUCUCUGUUCUUUUUGCUCUGUAUGUAUUCGAUUUUUGAGAGCUUUUUCCUAGUUCUUCCAAUCAUAACCAGGUUUUAUGUUGUCCAUACCUGUUUUCCAAUGAAUACAGAAAUUUCAUAUUAUUAAUCUUAA